AACAGGUGGAAAGGGAGGGGCCCUAACUCACUCACGACAAUAAGCUAACUUGUUUUGAUCCCUGUGGUUUCAUACAGUCAGACUGCAGCUCUCUUGCCUUUGGUCUGUAUCAGUUGCUGAGAAUGCCGUACAUUUUCCAGUCCCCCAUCCAGAAUGAAGGUAGCCAGCCUAAGACGGCUCGCAGCACCCAGUCUGAUGGAAAAACAUAUGAAGAACUCAAGAAGGAGUGCCUGCGGAAAGGAGUGCUAUUUGAGGAUCAAGAUUUUCCUGCCGCUGACUCAUCCCUUUUCUUCAGCCAGAAACCCCGUGUCCCCUUUGAAUGGAAAAGACCUGGGGAAUUUCAGAAAAACCCACAGUUCAUCGUAGGUGGAGCUUCAAGGACCGACAUCUGCCAAGGAGAACUAGGUGAUUGUUGGUUACUGGCAGCUAUUGCUUCACUAACGCUAAAUCAAAAUACUCUAGCAAGAGUCAUACUUCCGGAUCAAAGCUUUGAUAAGGAUUAUGCAGGAAUAUUUCACUUUCAGUUCUGGCAGCACAAUGAGUGGGUUGAUGUUAUCAUUGAUGACCGCUUACCAACAUACAAGCAACGGUUGGUGUUUCUACAUUCUGCUGAGCUGAAUGAGUUCUGGAGUGCACUGCUAGAGAAAGCCUAUGCCAAGCUAUAUGGGAGUUAUGAAUCUCUGAAGGGGGGCAGUACAAUAGAAGCCAUGGAAGAUUUUACCGGAGGUGUGGCUGAGAUGUUUGAUACCCAACAUCCGCCUGAAAACUUCUAUAAAAUCCUUCAGAAAGCACUCGAGAGAGGUUCAAUGUUGGGUUGUUCAAUUGAUAUCACAAGUUCUGCUGAGUCAGAAGCUCAAACAACUACAGGCCUUGUGAAAGGUCACGCCUACUCAAUUACUGGAAUUGAAGAGGUGAAUGACAGAGGAAGGAAAGUAAAGCUUAUCAGAGUCAGGAACCCCUGGGGUCAAGUUGAGUGGAAUGGUGCUUGGAGUGACAACUCUUCUGAGUGGAAAAAUAUCAACGAACAGGAAAGAAAUCGUCUAACACAGAUAUCUUUGGAUGAUGGGGAAUUCUGGAUGGAAUUUGAAGAUUUCAAAAAGAAUUUUAGUAAGAUUGAAAUAUGCAACCUUACCCCAGAUUCUUUAGACGAUGACACUCCAAAUAAAUGGGAAGUGAGUGUGUUUGAGGGAAGCUGGGUCCGGGGCUCCACCGCAGGAGGCUGCAGAAAUUUUAUUGACACAUUUUGGACAAAUCCACAGUUUAAACUGCAUCUGCAAGAGAAAGAUGACAAUAGUGAUAAAAACGAAUGCACUUUUAUUGUUGCCCUGAUGCAGAAAAACAGGCGCCAACUCCGAAAAGAAGGGUUGGAUCUAGAAACAGUUGGAUUUGCCAUUUAUAAGGCCGAUCAUAAAGAAGAACACCUUACAAAAGAUUUCUUUCGGUUCAACCCAUCCAAAGCUAGAAGUAAGACAUACAUCAAUAUGAGGGAACUCUCUGAACGGUUUAAACUACCCCCUGGAAAUUAUGUCAUUGUUCCUACCACCUUUAAACCACACACUGAAGCAAACUUCCUCCUGAGAAUCUUCUCGGAAAAGAAGGCAGAUUCUGCGGAGCUGGGAAGUAAGAUUGAGGCAAACCUUCCUGAACCACCCAAGCCAACCCCACCACAUAAAGAAAAUGAUGAAGAAAAAGGACUGCGGAGACUUUUUCAGCAAAUUUCAGGACCGGAUGGGGCGAUUAGUGCCUAUGAACUUCAGGAAAUAUUGAAUGACGUACUUAAAAGACGCAGGGAGAUCAAAUUUGAUGGCCUAUCAAUGAACACAUGCCACAGCAUUAUCAAUUUGAUGGAUGCAGAUAACAGUGGGAAGAUUGAGUUUGAUGAAUUCAAAAUCUUUUGGGAUAAAAUAAAGAAGUGGAUUGCUUUGUUCUUCACUUAUGACACAGACCGGUCUGGCACUAUGUCAUCCUACGAGCUGCGAUCAACCCUGAAGGCAUUAGGGAUUUCACUGAACAACACACUGUUGCAGCUUUUGGUCUUGAGAUAUGCCGAUUCAAAGUUAGAGAUUGAUUUUGAUGACUACUUGACUUGCAUUGUUCGUCUGGAAAGCGCAUUUAGAGUAUUUAUGGCAUUAGAUAGGCAGAAAACUGGGACCAUUUCUCUGGAUUUUUCACAGUUCCUGUACCUAACCAUGAAUAUCUGAAGAGCAGGCAAGGACUAGAAGAAGAAAGAAACAAAAGAAAAACAUAUUUUGCAUUAUUAUACUAGAAAACUUACUUAUUUUGCAGUUUAUUUUUAGCUUAAAAAAUGAAGCUGAAAGAAUCACAGAUGGAAAGAAAACAUCAGUGAGAAGGUUUCUGCAUUGUUCUGUACUUACCACAUAUUCUCUGAAGUAUUGUUGCCUUUAUAUCUUUCCAUGUUAUUUUUUUUUUUUUUACUGUACUGUUUACUGAAAAUGGUUUGGUGUUCUUUUCAAAAAACAAAAAAACUACUCUUGGUGCUUAUAUACACCAGGAAACAUGACACAGUAACUAAGAACACUUCUCUUAUACAACACAUUCACAUGUAUUGCCUUAUGGAAAACCAACAUUUCCAGUUCAUAGAAAUAAGUAUCAGCACAACUCUUGUAUGGUACUGGUGGCUAAUGGAGUAGAUUAGCUUCCGAUUGUUAUAUUUUCUGAGAUUGCACAAAUUUAGGCUGACCACAUUUUUCAUUCUUUAUCUGAAUAUAAAAGAAAAAAGGGUCUGAUACCAAUAGGAUCAAUACCAUACAAGGUGAUUAAAGGAUAUAUACUUGUAGUGAAUCUGCUCCUACUGACUGAUGAGUUAAUAUCAACACAAAGCCUGUGCUUGCCUCUUGACUGCAGGGCUUGCUCUUUAGUUGAAGGGUAAGACGUCUAUGAAUGGUAUGAUUUGUAGUUAGCAUCCAGCCAUUGCCUUUUCAUUACAUACUUCAGUCUUUGUUAUUAGAUUAUACAUAUUACAUUUAGGUGUUCAGGUUAAAAGUUUUCUAACAUGUAUGCUUAUAUUGCACAUAUCAGCUAAUUAUAUAUUUUCAAGGUGUAUGGGAUAAAAAAAAA
Molecule: messenger RNA, 3078 nt
Organism: Polyodon spathula (Mississippi paddlefish)
Lineage: Eukaryota; Metazoa; Chordata; Actinopteri; Acipenseriformes; Polyodontidae
Gene: capn9
Product: calpain 9
Exons: 20
Coding region: 123-2201 (692 amino acids)
Biological process (GO): proteolysis
Cellular component (GO): cytoplasm
Molecular function (GO): calcium-dependent cysteine-type endopeptidase activity; calcium ion binding
Source: RefSeq, a predicted model, not a curated record